This is a messenger RNA of Cutaneotrichosporon oleaginosum, 1898 nucleotides long. The record is from RefSeq and is a predicted model, not a curated record. NCBI's taxonomy places the organism in Eukaryota, Fungi, Basidiomycota, Tremellomycetes, Trichosporonales, Trichosporonaceae.
AACUCUAUCACCCGAGAUCUGCCUCGUACCUCACCCCACUCACCGAAAAAAACGCGUUCGCGUCCAUCUCGUCUUCAGUCCGUUCUCCUCGCCAUCAAGCAGCGAUGCUGGCCCUCCUUCUCCUCCCCGUCGUGGCAGGGGACAUCUCCCCGCUGUUUGGAGGCCUCUUCGGGCCGUCUCCCCCCCUCAUUCCUUUCAACACGACCCUCGCCGCCGCUGAUGGAAACCUCUACCGCAAUAACGACGAGUGGUCGUGCCGCGUUCUCGACACAAAGCCAUUGUCGGCAGGCGGAGGCUGGAAAGGCCCCACCUGCUCGGCCGUUGGCCCUUCCGGGUUCUCGACGCUCAUAUGGUCAGGGGGCAACGCCUCGCUCUUUGGAUACUCGGCAGGUGUUCUGUCUUUCAUUAACAGCACAGACGAAUUGCAGGAGACCUACGCCUCCGUGCCUGCGUCGCCGGAUACGAACACUGUGUUCGAGCUCGGCAUACUGCCCGUGCCCGGCAACGGGUUCUGGCAGGUGCAGGUCCGCGGCCCAAUCGAAUUCGGUCUUACGGGUGUGCACAUUCGCACGGCACUCAAUUCUGACGCGCCGGACUUUAAGUCUGUCGGGCGUCGGACGGAGCCUGCAAUAGUCAAUGGCACUUUGUCGCCCUUCUAUUCCACCACUCGCGAGUGGGCCGUCUAUACCAACUAUACCAACUUCCCCACGCUGAAGAGCCCUGGCGCCAUUGUUCGCCAGCCUAUGGUUGGCCGGGAUGGCACCGUAGAGCGUGAGGUCACCACUCCCGACACGUUCAGCAACCUCACCUUUGGCAUUCCCACCAACACCUCCUACCUCGCCCUCGCCGGGCUGAGCGACGGGCAGAUGAGCGCCGCGACCCUCUUCCUCUCAUUCGGUAACACUGUGCGAGAGCUGCCCCUCCGCUACGGAAGCGUGUACCGGGCACCACUAUCGAUGAUCCAGUUGGCCCUCAAUCCAAACUUGCAAUACGCGGCAGUGCUAGCGCCCGAAAACAACACCCGUCCUGUGGCGUUUCACUCAGCUACGUUCUACUCCUCCCUCUGGCCUGUUCCUGACGGUUAUUCAAGUGGCGGUAACACGGCAAUCUCCUACCUCGACUACAUCGCCGGCGACCCAGUGCCAAGCCCUAUCGACCCAAGUUUCGUUGCGAGUCCCCAACCAGGUCCUGCGGGCAACGGAGUAAGCGGGGGGGUCAAUGAAACGACGUCUGACACGGCCGGGGUGCCAGAGGUCAGCGAAAGGAAGAAAAGUCACACGAGCGCCAUUAUCGGCGGAGCAGUUGGCGGCGGUGUCGGGGCCCUCAUAGUUGCACUCAUCGCGUUCCUUCUCUUCCGCCGCAAGCGCAAGCAGCGGUCGCGGGAAAACCGUCGAAGCUUCAUCAUAGAGGAGACGGAUCCUGGCCUUACGCCUUUCAAGGAGUCCUCGGGCCCCAUUGCCAAGUCGCCUGUCUUGCCAACGCAGCCCAAGUCAAACAUUGUGAAAGCGCCCUUAUCGGCAGAGCCCAUGAGCGCCGGGCCGUCCGCCCCUCAAUCCUUGUCGCACGGGCGUGCGAUGGACGGCGACGACGAUGUCCAGCGCCUGCCACCUAUGUACAACCCCGCCUGGAACGUGGCGCACACCUCCGGUGAAACCUCCACAGACAGCCCGCCGGCCACCGCAACCCCAACUACCCCUCUCGAGCACAAGGAUGUGAUCACGAGCGGGCGGUUCAAGGAGUUGUGAUGCAGGACCCUGUAGGACAUCUUCCCCAGCCUUGACAGCCGCGCUUCAGGCUCAGUAUCAGCUUUAAACAUAGUCCUCUAUCCGUGACCGCCUUUCACGUGGAACCGCCGCACUGGCAUGAGUUAGUUAGAUGCAUCUAUGCCUUUGCGAAGA